Molecule: messenger RNA, 972 nt
Organism: Metopolophium dirhodum (rose-grain aphid)
Lineage: Eukaryota; Metazoa; Arthropoda; Insecta; Hemiptera; Aphididae
Product: papain inhibitor-like
Exons: 1
Source: RefSeq, a predicted model, not a curated record
ACCGUGUGUUUUUCUCCGUCGGUGGUCUUUAUUCUCGUGCUGUCAACCGCCGUACAUUACGCGUGCGGAGAUUGCUGGGACACAGGUUGUCAACUGGAUUCGUGGCUGGUCAAGGGCUGCGAUGAGUACGGCAUGAAGGAAAUAAAGCGCUCACCAUGCGACGGUGGCAACGUGUAUUCAUGCUGUCACCAACACAAUUCGGUCGAUACCUCGUUGCAAUUAAACAAAAUCGGAGACCUCACCUAUUACGAGUUGGGGUUGACGGCGUGCGGCCAAGUGUACACAAACGAAGACAUGGUUGCGGCGAUAGCGUUCGGUCAUUUCACGACGCCGAAUCCCAAUUUAGAUCCCAUGUGCGGAAAACGGGUGAAAAUAGUCGAUCCGGGUACGUCAAAAUCGAUCAUUGUGACGGUGAGAGACAAAUGCGAAGGCUGUAAGAUAAAUGAUAUUGAUGUGUCUCCGUCUGCGUUUGAAAAAUUUAAACCGAAAAAUGUUGGCAGAUUCAAAGUCGCUUGGGAUUUUAUUUGAUAGAUAAUUAGUGUAUUAUACUAUCAUGUCGUAAUUAUGGUUUGGACCUCACCAAGUUUAUAUAUAUUUUAUACCUCACUGGAGGCUUCUUCACUCACACUAUUUAAAACAUCCAUUAUGCUUAUUGUAUCAUUAUUGUAUCAUUGUGUAUAAAUUGUAUAAUUUUCUAAAUCAAAAAUAAAAAUAAUAUAUACAUUUUACAAGUGCGUAGUGUUUUGCAGUACACAAUGUAUGAUAUUUACCAGUAGUACUUAUAUUGUAUGUGUAGUAUGUACGAUGUACCUAUAAUACUUACCUAAUUAUUGUUGUAUUGUAUUGCAGUAUGCAAUUAUUAAAUUAUAAAAUAUAAAUUAUAAAUAUAUUAUUAUCUAUGUAUAGUAUUAUUAUAUUAUAAUAUUUUGGCGUUUCUUAUAAUUGUCCUUUGUAUUCUUUUUCGUUUAAUAA